UCCCCAUCCACCCCCAGCUACACCCCAAUCCUCCCCCUCCUCACCACCAAACGAGUCUUCCUGCGCGCCGUCCUCGCCGAACUCCUCUGGUUCAUCUCCGGCAGCACCUCCAGCCUACCGCUCUCUACCGCGGGGAUCAAAAUCUGGGACGGCAACGCCUCCCGCGCCUACCUCGAUUCCAUCGGCCUGACCGACCGCCCCGAAGGCGAUCUCGGCCCCGUCUACGGCUUCCAAUGGCGACACUUCGGCGCCGAAUACAUCGAUUCCAGCACGGAUUAUACCGGGCAGGGUAUCGAUCAGCUCGCGGAGGUGGUGCGGAAACUCCUCACCAACCCCUUCGAUCGCAGGAUUAUUAUGAGUGCGUGGAAUCCCGCCGAUUUGGGAAAAAUGGCCCUCCCGCCGUGUCAUAUGUUUGCGCAGUUUUAUGUGAGGUAUCCGGAUGCGGAUGAGGUGUGGAAGGGUGGGGAUCAGGCGAACGGGGAGAAGGGGAAGGGGCAUUUGAGUUGUUUGUUGUAUCAGAGGAGUGCCGAUAUGGGGUUGGGGGUGCCGUUUAAUAUUGCUUCGUAUGCCCUGUUGACGCAUUUGUUGGCUCAUGCGGUCGAUUUGGUGCCGGGGGAGUUGGUCCAUACGUUGGGGGAUGCGCAUGUGUAUUUGGAUCAUGUCGAGGCGUUGAGGGAGCAGGUGGAGCGGGAGCCGGUCGAGUUUCCCGAGUUGAGGAUUAAGAGGGAGGAUCGGGGGAGUGGCGUUGUGGAUGGGUGGACGGAGGAGCAGUUUGAGGUCGUGGGGUAUAAGCCGCAUAAGGCGAUUCAGAUGAAGAUGAGUGUGUGA
Aspergillus ibericus CBS 121593 is the source of this 828-nucleotide messenger RNA. Its product is annotated as thymidylate synthase. Gene Ontology annotation, cellular component: mitochondrion; cytosol. Gene Ontology annotation, biological process: dTMP biosynthetic process. Gene Ontology annotation, molecular function: thymidylate synthase activity. The record is from RefSeq and is a predicted model, not a curated record. Lineage: Eukaryota; Fungi; Ascomycota; Eurotiomycetes; Eurotiales; Aspergillaceae. The transcript has a single exon. The annotation marks the transcript as partial.